GCAUUAGUUUCCUGCUGACCUGCAUGGCCAAGGAAUCGACAGAGCAUUUUUCUCCCCUCUGUAAACUGGUUUCCUCUAUGGUGCCCUCCUUCUUUUUUCUCCACAAAGCUGAACUCUUCUCAUACUUGCUUCUGUGUGUUGCCAAAAUGCCGUUCAUACCACAAGUAUCAGUCGCACGCUCCGUGUCAGGGCUGACGGGGAAGGAGAGGCCAGGCGGUGCUUCGUUCACAAGCGCCGUGGCCAAAACUCAAGUCCAACGAUACGACAAAGGAAGCUCAGUCAAGGAGAGGCUAACUUUAAACCUGAAGCAGCUGGGGAGGAAGAGUCAACUCAACAGUCAUCUAACAUCAGCUAAAGGGGUUUCUGCAGCUCCGAACAAAAGAGACCGCGGGCUGCCAUCGUCACAGACCGACAGCACCCCCAGCUCAAGCUCAGGAGCGUCUCUGCAGCACAAACCUGCAGGCCACAGCUCUGCAACGAAGACUGAACCUCUGGUGAAGGCCAGAACGAGGACUCGAGAAGAAGCUCGUUUUACGCUGACGCUCACACCUGAAGCGGUUCUGCUGCUGCAGCGGAGAAACAGCGAGAGGCACCAGCGAUCCAGAAACACUACAAGUGGAGCUGGUGCUUCUGGGAGCGCCACGGAUUCCAGAAGGAGGAGACAGCCAUCCAUAACCCAAAGAAAUGGAGCUUUCAAUGGCAGCGCUGGUGCCAAGAACAUGCACAGUGCUGAGCUGGAAGACAUAAGCUCCAUUGUGAAGAUCUCCCUUCUGAACGACAAACACAAGUAUGACGAUGUGGAGUAUGAGGAAGAGGAGGACCUCGCUGUGGACGAGCACGUGGUGCUGAAGUGCACAGAGUGGCUCCGUGGGUUGGAGAACAAACCAGUAACGACUGGGAAAAUCACAAACAAGAGUGGAAACGGUCUGAAAAGUUGUUAA
This is a messenger RNA of Nematolebias whitei (Rio pearlfish), 941 nucleotides long. RefSeq names its product proline-rich protein 18-like. The record is from RefSeq and is a predicted model, not a curated record. The coding region runs from base 24 to 941 and encodes 305 amino acids. Lineage: Eukaryota; Metazoa; Chordata; Actinopteri; Cyprinodontiformes; Rivulidae. The transcript has a single exon.